Messenger RNA from Pestalotiopsis fici W106-1, 1020 nucleotides. RefSeq lists its product as uncharacterized. Lineage: Eukaryota; Fungi; Ascomycota; Sordariomycetes; Amphisphaeriales; Sporocadaceae. Gene Ontology annotation, molecular function: dioxygenase activity. Bases 1 to 1020 code for a protein of 339 amino acids. The record is from RefSeq and is a predicted model, not a curated record. The transcript is spliced from 4 exons.
AUGCCCCUACAAACUCUAGACUUUGCCAAGUUCACUCAUGGAAGCGAGGUACAGAAGAAAGGGUUGGCCCGCGACCUCGUUCGAAGUUUGAAGAAUCAUGGCUUUGCCAAAUUCAUCAACUAUGGCAUCAGUGAGGAGAUGACAGCUGAUAUGUUCAAGUCUAAGAGUUCUGAGCUGUUUGCCUUAUCAUUCGAAGAAAAGGUGGCAAUGGCCAACUUGCCCCGGGACGCACCACAACGAGGAUGGAGUCGUCAGGGUGCCGAAACUACAGCAUACCUGAGACCGGAGAGAUUGAAGGAAGGCACCGCCCUCGAUCUGAAAGACGAAAAGGAACAUUUCGACUGCAGCGCACCAGACGAUACUGAGUACCCGAACCUAUGGCCUCGUGAAAAUGCCCUGCCCGGAUUCCGUGAGUUCAUGGAAAGAUUUUUUGACUUGUGCCAGCACGUCAGUCUCCAAAUAAUCGAGGCUAUGGAGAUUGGUCUUGAUUUUCCUCACGGUAGCCUCGGUGACAAAUGCGCGGACACGGCUAGCGAGUUGCGCCUCAACCACUAUCCCGCUGUCCCACUUUCUCAACUUCUGGGCGGCGGCUCCAAGAGGGGAUGGCCUCAUAUAGAUUUUGGUAUCAUUACUCUAGUUUUCCAGGAUCAUGUUGGCGGGCUCGAGAUGGAGGAUCGCUCCGACCUAGGAACCUUCGUGCCAGUUCCGCCAAACGCGCCCGGGUCCCACAGUGAAUUGGCUGUCAACAUUAGUGAGACAUUCCAGAGGUGGGCAAACGACCAGAUCCCAGCUGGUGUACACCAGGUGGCUCCACCCGAGAAUAUGCGAGGCAUGCCAGGAGACAGUAUCGUACCCGAGCGCUACACACACAUCUUCUUUUUCAAAGCGAGCCGAUCCACCAACGUUGGCCCUCUUCCGGAGUUCAUCGACGAAAAGCAUCCCCCCAAGUAUGAGGAUAUGACGGCAUUGCAGCUUCAGAGGAACAGAACUGCAUUUUUGCAUUCACUACACCAGAAAUAG